GCUCCUUCCACAUCUGCAGGGCUGCCAGCCCGGGCUGCACACUCGGCCCGCGCUGCUUAUGGGCGUCUUCUGGCGGCCGGCUGCGGUCCAGCUGAGCGCGGCAGCGGGAGACCAAACUUAAACCCCGCAGUGGACUCUAUAACGCAGAGAAAGAGAGAAGGGACCCGAGGAGGAGGCUUCCAUCACGUCAUUGCAGGAUGCUCUGGAAGCUUUCCCUGUCCUUGUUCCUGGUGGCCGUGCUGGUGAAGGUGGCGGAGGCCCGGAAGAACCGGCCCGCGGGAGCCAUCCCCUCGCCUUACAAGGACGGCAGCAGCAACACCUCGGAGAGAUGGCAGCACCAGAUCAAGGAGGUGCUGGCCUCCAGCCAGGAGGCCCUGGUGGUCACCGAGCGCAAGUACCUCAAGAGUGACUGGUGCAAGACGCAGCCGCUGCGGCAGACGGUGAGCGAGGAGGGCUGCCGCAGCCGCACCAUCCUCAACCGCUUCUGCUACGGCCAGUGCAACUCCUUCUACAUCCCGCGGCACGUGAAGAAGGAGGAGGAGUCCUUCCAGUCCUGCGCCUUCUGCAAACCGCAGCGCGUCACCUCCGUCCUCGUGGAGCUCGACUGCCCCGGCCUGGACCCUCCCUUCCGACUCAAAAAGAUCCAGAAGGUGAAGCAGUGCCGGUGCAUGUCCGUGAACCUGAGCGACUCGGACAAGCAGUGAGCGCGGCGGGACGCUGCCCGCCCUGCGCGCCCGGCCGCCGCCGCCUCCGUCCCUGUCCUCCGAGCCACCCACACGCUGCCGGCGUCCCCGCAGCAGCAGCACGUCUCCGGGGGCUGACGGUGUCCUUGUCACGAGCGCGGACCGCAAGUGGAGCUUCGCUGAUGUGUUUCUGACCGACCCCGGGCCUCACCUGUGCCUCCCAAACCAGGCUGUGUACCAGGCCCGAAGGAAGAUGCUGGAAAAUCACCGCCCACCACGCAGCAGUCGGAGAGGAUCUUUCAGGUGACGCGCUGUCAGUCCGGCAUGGAUGUUUCCACCAUGUGGAAAAGCGAAUAUUGCCUUGGCCUGACCCUACACUCCAGCUCGCCCCUUCCCCGUGCACCGAAGGAUGCGUCAGUCCGCAGAGCAGCCCCUCCAGCCUCUGCUGGCCCCCGGCCCGCUGGCUGGGAGGGUUCGCUCUGGGGGCUCGAGGGCUGCCCUCUGCGCUGCUGUGAUGCGGCUUGGACAAGGUCUGUAAAGAAGAUGUCCCUGGGCUGGGAGGUUCUCCUAAGGAAGCUGAUGCCAAGAAGACAACUUGAGCCACUUGGAUCACCAAGUGGGCUUCCCUGGGGACCUUGCUCACAGCAGGCCACUGUCUCCCCCACCCCCAGCCACCGGCGCCUCUUUUUCCUCACUUUCCCCAUCGGUGGACUAAAGAUGAACUCUGGUGUGCAUGCUAUUAUCGCUGCAAUUAGAAUAUUGUUACACACAAAGGUCUCCAUAUUAACGCUGGUUUCAUAAUUGACCUAUAUUGUAAAGAGCUGUUAAAAAGUAUUUUAGACCUCUCCAUGUAUUGUUUCACGUGUUUUCACUCUGGCUUUGCAAGCAGCAUUCUGAGUAAGGACCAGAGCAGGUGGGUGACCUGCCCAGAAGGUGUUUUACUCAGAAGUAAUGCGUGGUCAGCAGUUCACUGUCAUGCACCUAUUCCUAGACUGCGCAGGGAGAUGGGAGGAGUUGUGAUUUUUACAUUGAACUCAUAUUUCACUGAAGACACGAAAGCAUUGUGGCAUACGUAGGAAUGGGGGUGUGAGGGAUGGCUGUAGGGAGGGGAUGCACUGGGAAGUUGUUACCCAAAACUCAAAAAUCCCUAUAAUAUUUAGUAUGCAUAUAUGGAGUGAGAAAGUAUACUAUUUCACUGCCAUGACUCUAAGCAAGAAAUAUUUCCUGUUAAAAGAAAGAAAUAUUUAAAAUUAUAAGGAGCUGGGUCACUUUGUGGUAUAGGAGGAAGUAAAGGCUAAAAUCUAGAGAAUAGAAAUCUAGUUGAACUGUCCUGCAGAAAGCAACUGGCUUCCUUUUCAAAGAACGGACUUCAAAAAGAUGAGAAAACAUUAGGUCACCUUUCAUUUUUUAUUUGAAAUGUUGAGGUUUUCGUGUUGUGGUCUCUUGACACAAGGUUGACAUAAUUUAUUUCCCUGCAAAGUUAUACCUACUUUGAGUCCCUUUGCUAAAUUGCCCACUAAAAGCUUCCCUGUGAGUAAUGUUUCUGGAAUCUGAUAAAUGUGAAUGAGAUGCCAUUGGUGGGAAACAGCAUACUUUGAAAACCUUUCGCUGGUAAUUCCUCAGCACUCAGUCUCAAGUGCUCCUGCCAUGGGGACUCCGAAAGGCCUGCUUCCUAGUUAUGUGAGAGACCCUCUUCAAGCUGCUCUGGGAACUGAGGCUUCCUGACCUUAGGCAGUGUGCGGGGCGUCACCUGACAGCAAGGAUUUGGGAGGGGUGUGGCACAUGGGUGAAUCCAUUUUCUGCCCAUGCACAGCUAGUUUCAUUUCUGUUACUUCUGUAACACCAGGAGACCUGAGCAGCAUAUGCUAUUGUAAAGAGGGUCUUGGCUUCAGAAAUGGGUUUAUACAGCCCUAAAUCAGGUGGCAGAACUCAACAGACAACCUUGAGAGCUUGAACGUGCGGAUGGAGAGAAAGACCAGGAAGGGUGUCCAAGUUCAGAACUGAUUUUCGCAUUAGUGGAAAACCUCAAGGCAGACUCAGUAGAAAGACAGGCAGCAGAAAAGCUGUGAAGAAUGUAGGGCCAUGUGAUUGUGAUGGAGGCUAAUGGAGUGGAGUAGGAGGGGAGAGAGAGGUAGAAUCUGGCCGACCACAAAGCCAACCACUGUCGUUUUAUUAACACAGAACCCAAGCAGAUAAGGCAAGCAAUAAGCUAUGAGCUCACAGAAUACAGACAUGAGCACACUCUUUGAACCCAACUGUGGAUUUAGCAGUGGAAGCAAUAUGAUAUGCUGCAGUGUGAAGCUCCUUCUGGGGGUUCUUGUAUGUACAAAGUUUACCUUAUAAUGGCUCAAAUUGUAUUUAAUUGUUUUUUGUUGUUGUUUAUAAAUGAAGAAAAGCUAUAAGUAUAAUGUAAUUAUUUUAUAGGUGUACUAUUAAAUUAUAGAACAAAUAAAGAUACUCUAGGAUUAUAUGCGA
Messenger RNA from Equus quagga, 3158 nucleotides. It is a transcript of the gene GREM2, whose product is annotated as gremlin 2, DAN family BMP antagonist. The transcript is spliced from 2 exons. The record is from RefSeq and is a predicted model, not a curated record. Gene Ontology annotation, molecular function: BMP binding; receptor ligand activity. Bases 198 to 704 code for a protein of 168 amino acids. Lineage: Eukaryota; Metazoa; Chordata; Mammalia; Perissodactyla; Equidae. Gene Ontology annotation, biological process: animal organ morphogenesis.